UUUUAUCCCUAUAGGUAUACUUAAUAAGUUAAUAUCAUAUCCUUUUUUCUUUAAUGUUGACAGCUCUUUUGUUAGGGUUUUAGUUCUUAAGAGUUUAGACUGCAUAUUUUCUUCUCAACACCAAUUUUGGAAGGCUGAAAAAGGUCUGAUGUUAGCAACCGGAACGGUGCCGCCGGCGAUCUGAUUCUCGUUUCCAAACCUUACUGUUGCGAACGUUUCGAAACGCCGUUCGGUGCAACGCUUGGCGUUUCAGGUUUGGUGCAGAAUCUAGGGGAUGCCUCGAAAACCACGACGAAGUGGCCUGUUAGUGCCUCGACCUUUUGCAUUUUCUCCAUUUGCUCGUUCAGUUGCUAGAGCGGCAAUUGCUUGCUCAUCAAAGCGCUUUGUUUCCAAUUCGAAAUCAGACAGAACGCCUCCUUCAAAAUUAUCAGCCAGUGGUUCUAGAAAGCACAGUUUGAGAGAUAAAGCUCAAAAAUCUGACUCUUGCGAAGAAGAAGCUUCUGAAGAAGUUAUUCAGGCAGAUUUUGUCUUCUUUGAUCCAAAGCCUGAUGAUUUUCAUGGAGUGAAGAUAUUGCUGCAGAGCUAUCUCGAUGAUAAAGAAUGGGACUUGAGUAGUUUUGUAGAGUUAAUAUUAGCCCAAACAACAGUUGGCUCUGUGGUUAAGAUCGAAGAUGAUGAGGAUGACGGAUUGUUUGGGCUUGUAACAGCUUUGAACUUGGGAAGAUAUAAGGGAAAUAAGUGUAUCAUUGAACUUAAAAACUACUUGCUUAAAGUAUGCCAGCAAAAGAGUUUGAUUGGUCUGCUAAAAGGAAUUCUGGACGACCAAGCUGAGCAUGUUGGUCUACUGGUUUCCCAACGUGUCAUGAAUCUUCCUCCUCAACUAUUACCGCAUCUUUAUGAUGCCCUUUUUGAUGAAAUUUCAUGGGCUACAGAAGACGAGCCAACUGAAGAUCUCCGUAAAUCAUUUUGCUUCAAGCAUUACUUACUGGUCACUAGAAUAUACAAGAAGACUCAUCAAAUUAAGAAGGGAUUCACUACUAGCAACGACGAAGAUGUAAUCUAUAUAAAACCAGAAGAUGAACUUUUCCAUGAGCUUUGUUCAUGGUCCUUUACUUUCCUGCUGCACAGUCAGCCGCCAACAACUCAAGAGUUAAAAAAUCACCGGCUGAUGGGACUAGUGAUGGCUGUUGAGGCAGAAAAAGUACCAGGAUUCCGGCAGAAAUUACAUUCUCUGAUAGAAGAUUCCUAAACCGGCUACUUUACAUCGUUAAAGCUUAGCUCUUGCCUGGGAAAGGUUAGCUAAGAUUGAGAUUAUUCAGGAAUACACAUUGAAUUGCUUAAGUUACGCAUUGAAUUUCUGCUACUAGAUCCAUAAUGAAAAAAAGUGCUGCGAUUGUUUUAGGAGAAUUGAGACAAUAGAUGGGGUAAGAGCUAGGACAAUUAUUUAGGACGUCUUCCCAAUUGUAGAUGCAGAGAUGUAUAAUAGAUCAAUAUGAACACCAUGAGCAUAUAUUUUUUAUACUGCUUCAAAUGAAAAUUUGAUCUUUAUUUUGGAUCUUACAUCCAAAAUCGAGCAUAGUAAACCUAUACUUUGGAAUGCGCACUAUCAUAUGAAUGCAAAAUGUAUUGUAUCCUAUCACAGCUCAUUGUUAUGAAAUAUGAAAUAUAAAUUUUUGGACUAGUAAUCUUUAACUUUAUUUUUGUUAAUUGAUCAUAGGACUUGGUAGUCUUUGUUUCUCAAAGAGUGUAUAUCUUUAUUAUAUAUGGAUUCAUUUUGUUUAAUUAGCCUAUCUUUUCUGUUAUUGGCAUUACCAGUUUGUACUUAAGAGGGUUAAUGCCGUCUAUGGAGCCGAUGUUUGACAUGGUGUGGAGGAUAGCUCUAAGCUAAGGAUCCUGAGCUGAAAUUGAGGUGUGCACCCCUAAAAAAGCUGUCUUACGGAGCUUUGGUGCUGGCCGGGUAUUCCCAGCUUCAAAAAGCUCUUUGUUGUCCGUAGCAAUGAUAAGAUUGUGUAUAUUUGAUCCCAACAAAGUGUGAUAUUUGCUUAAUGAAAUGGUAUUGUUGCUUUUAUUUCAGUUUGUUUGUCGGAUUUUGACUAAAAAGAUUUCACUGUUUUAGUUAAAGUAUGACAAAUAAACUGGAAUAGAAAGAGUAACAAUUAACAUUGUAGCAACAUUUUAAGAUAAGAGGUGGCAAAAAUAAAUCUGGGUCCUUUUAAGACCAAUCUGAACUGAUAAAGCGUACAAUUACAUUCAACCAACUAAAAAGAUUACAAUCGAUAAAAAACCAGACAAAAAAUAUCACAACUCUUCUAAUAGAGGUUACCAUUAAUAUCAUAGUUUUCAAGACAAUAAUCUUUUUAUUAAAGGAUAUGUAGGUGGAGGGAAGCGGAGGAUUAGGUAAGAAAUAAAUCAAAAACCUUACGUGAAGAAAGAAGUAUUUGCUCCGACUGAGAUAAGAUCUGAAUCUCCCAAGACACAAUUGUUGAUUCUCGAGUGCAAGGUCAAUAAGCACAUAGAAGGCUAUGCCAAUCCUUACCAGGACCUCCAUAAUAAAACUCAGGUUCAGCAUACUGAUCUUUACGUAAGUAGAUAGGGUAGCAUCUGUGAUCAUCUGAAUAAGUAUAAGCAGAUUCUGGUUGCUUAAGAUCCAUGGAGUUUUCCUGAAUACGCAUCCUUUUAAACCAACCAGUUGAAUUUGGUUGAAUAACCAAAGGUAAAUCUCCACUUCCCAUCUCAGUCUUUGUAUGACCAGGAUGCCCAAGUCUUGUACUGUAGAUUUCACCUCCCCAUUGAAUUACUUCUACUGUUGAUCUUAAUGCCUUGAACAAUUCUGCUGGCCAGUAACCUAUACUUAUGUUUCCUUGGUAUCUUAGCCACCAAUUCUUCGAGAUUGGAUCCUACAUUCAACCAUAUCUUACAAGUUAUACAAAUGAUGAAUUAUAAGCAUGAGGUAAAUACAUAUUCUGAUAAAAUUACAAUCACAUGCACUUUUUAUUUAUAUGAAGUUGCCUAUUAUGUUUGCCAUUAUGGGUCAAUCUCAAAUAACCUCUUUAUUAUCUAUGUAUGAUGGGUAUUUGAAGGUUAAAGUUGAGUCUGGAUCAGAUGAUUAUCUAGACUCUAAUUUAAGGGUCUAGAAAACUAAUGCCUAUGGGUAAGGGGAUUUUAGGGGUAUAAGAAUAUUAAAAAUAAAAUAUAGUCUAUGAUCUAGAACCUUAGGAUAUAGUCUUGAUAUAUAUAGAUGCUGAUAUCCACCAUUCUGGUAUUAAGCAAUAAUAAUAGAUUGCUCAUUAGUAAUAAAGUUUGUUUGUUAGCAUAACAAACUCAGUAUUAAAUUUGUUAUAGGAAUAUUGUUUUCUUGUAAAAAGUGGUUAUUCCUUUUGUAUAGCUCAUCCCUUUGUAUUGCAUAUAGUACUUGUAUAUAAUGAGGUGUUAGCUCCUCAUUCUGUAAUAAUGAAGAAUAUCAAUUAAUAUCUUCUUUCUUCUCAUUUGCUUCUGUUUCUUCAAUCUACGUUCUUCACUGAAGAAAUUGUUAUUUCAUCAUUUGUAACAAUAGAAAAUAACAAUUACAUGUAAAUUUUAAUAAAGGGUCCAAGAGUCAAAUUCGAAUAGACUUAGACUCGUGCCCUUAUAUUUUCUAUAGAACCUGAACCCGAACUUGGAAAAUAUACCCUAACCUUUAAAAAUAUUAUAGAGUCCAACAAAGUUUGGAUAGGGUCAAGCUCAAGUAAAAAGUUUAUUUUCUUUACUAACCCUUACAAUGUGUAGAGUCAUGAUCCAUGGAAGACCACCAGGAACUGGGAUUGAUUUAAUUACACCACCAAGAGCUAUCUCAUUGCUUGUUUGUACAAAUCCAGGGCACAUGAGAUCAAAGCAACCUGUUGUGCUAGAACCAUCUACCUAUUACAAAAACAGAACCUUCAUAAGCGAACACCCAGUAGGCCAAUACAAUAAAAUGAACAACUUGAUGUAGCAGCUAGUAAAUUGUUCCAAGGCUUACAGUCCAAUAGGCAUAUAUACGAGUUUCUCGAUCUCCAUACACACUCGGAUUCACCUAAAAUCACAACCCGAUGAGGUAUAAUUACAAGUCACAAUAUUGAAAAUAACUUCUGACAUGUUGAAAUUAUGAUACAAACCAUCCAUCCAGACUCGACACACUCAUAGUUAUUGUAAGCCCCAUUUUCUAGAAUGAUUCGGGAAGUACUAUACUCAUCAUCAUGUUCAACGUAAGGGUUCCAUACUUUAAUGUCCGCUUUGGCGCCAUGGUAGUUGAAUCCUUCGGUCAUCAUGAUCGCAAACUGUUAAAACAAAAUAGCAAAUGUCAAGAUAUUGCACAAAACAAGCUUAUUAGCCAAUAUUUUUAUCUAUUGUGUUGUUAAUAUUUUCAUUUGAUCAAACCAGCCGAUCAUUCUGGCUGGCUAACCCAGCUAAUAGCUUUAGCUAAGAACCAUUGCCAAAUAGAUCUAAUGUGAUAUGUCAAGGAACCAACUCUCUGAUGGUUGACUUAAGGCUCGAGGAUAUGUUAUAUACUCUAACACGCCCCCUCAUACGAGAAUCUUUUGGACUAGAAGUGUGGAUGCAACACAAACACUCCUUAUACCUUGCGCCAAAUAUUUCACUUUAAUUUAGGGAUGGUUAAGAUUCGAACUCGUGACCUCUUGUCAUGCUAGCUCUGAUACCAUGUCAAGAAAUUAGCUUAACCAAAAGCUUAAGCUGAUGGUUGAGGCCUCAAGUUAUGUUAUAUACUAAAACGACGGGUUUAUACCGCAUGGUUUGCUUGAAGAUAGUUGGAUGUUUUUAACUCAUAUUGAAUGCUAGGCCGAUUCUUUCUACCGUAUUUGGCUGCAAGAUUGCAAUCGAGAACAUCAGUUUGACAGUUUCUCCGAACAGGAAUUGUUCCGAUAGGACAGCUUCCAUUCUUUCUCCAUAACUGGUGAGUAUGAAUCAUGCUACACUUUUCUUUUGUUAUUGCAGCUUCAGGCUUCAUUGUCAUAACAGAGCUUGGAGCAAUCUGGAUAACAAAAAUCAUUCUUAAUUAGACACUGAAGCUAUGCAGUUUUGCACACAUAACCAGAAAAAUUAAUGCAUGGACCUGAAUUAUGUGGUUUCUUAGAGCAGGAUGAUUAAAAGCUGGUUGCUUAUAAAUGUCAAUGCAGUCCAUUAUGUCACCAUCUUCACUCUU
Molecule: messenger RNA, 5179 nt
Organism: Amaranthus tricolor (Joseph's coat)
Lineage: Eukaryota; Viridiplantae; Streptophyta; Magnoliopsida; Caryophyllales; Amaranthaceae
Product: protein BCCIP homolog
Exons: 9
Coding region: 275-1249 (324 amino acids)
Cellular component (GO): nucleus
Source: RefSeq, a predicted model, not a curated record